Messenger RNA from Acanthosepion pharaonis, 1266 nucleotides. NCBI's taxonomy places the organism in Eukaryota, Metazoa, Mollusca, Cephalopoda, Sepiida, Sepiidae. The record is from the annotation of a GenBank genome assembly.
AUGUUUGUCUGCAUGUCAUUCAGCAUUGCAUGGUGUUCUUCCUAUUCUUUCUUUCUUUCUUUCUUUCUUUCUUUCUUUCUUUCUUUCUUUCUUUCUUUCUUUCAGCAUUUACAUGAUGUUCUCUCUUUCUUUCUUUUAAUUGGUUUCAAUUUUCAUUCCUUUUUUUGCCUCGCACUUUCCACCUUCCUGUCUUCUUACUUUCAAAUUUUCUUUUUUUUUUCUUUUUCAGCCUUCCUUUCAUUUUAUUCUCAUUUAUUUCUCCAUUUUCUUCCUUGUCGACCUUUCAAAAUUAAUUUCAAAUUUUUAGCCUUUCUUUCAGUUUUUCUUUCUUUUAUCUUUCAUCUUUUCUUUCUUAUUUUUCAGAAUUUCUUUCAUUUUUGUUCGAGUAUUUUUUUUUUUUCUUUCAACCUAAUUUUUUCUUCCUUCAUCAUUUCUUUCAUAUUUCUUAUAUUUUCCUUUUCUUUUUCCUUUUGCUUUCACUUAUUUCUUCCAUUUGUUCAUUUUACUUCCACUUGUAAUUUCUUUUUCUUUUCUUUCAAUUACCUUUCCUUUCGCAAUUUUGUCUCUUUUGUUUCUUCAUUAUUUCGUAAAUUGAUUUUCUCUCAAAAUAUGCCUCUUUCUUUCUUUCUUUCUUUCUUUCUCUUUCUUUCGUUCUUUCUUUCUUUCUUUCCUUCUCUUUCUUUCGUUCUUUCUUUCUUUCUUAGUCAAUUAAUUUUCUCUCAAAAUAUGCCUCUUUCUUUCUUUCUUUCUUUCUUUCUUUCUCUUUCUUUCUCAAUUAAUUUUCUCUCAAAAUAUGCCUCUUUCUUUCUUUCUUUCUUUCUCUUUCUUUCUUUCGUUCUUUCUUUCUUUCUUUCGUUCUUUCUUUCUUUCUUUCUUUCCUUCUCUUUCUUUCUUUCGUUCUUUCUUUCUUUCCUUCUCUUUCUUAGUCAAUUAAUUUUCUCUCAAAAUAUGCCUCUUUCUUUCUUUCUUUCUUUCUUUCUUUCUUUCUCUUUCUUUCGUUCUUUCUUUCGUUCUUUCUUUCUUUCUUUCUUUCUUUCUUUCUUAUCAAUUAAUUUUCUCUCAAAAUAUGCCUCUUUCUUUUCUUUUCUUUCUUUCUUUCUUUCUUUCUUUUUCCUUUUCCUUCAUUCAUUCUUUUUUCUCGUGACGGUUUAUCUUUCCCUGAGAUUCUUUUCUUUCUUUCUUUCUUUCUUUCUUUCUUUCUUUCUUUCUUUCUUUCUUUCUUUCUUUUUCUUUCUUUCUUUCUUUCUUCAUUACUUAGUCAAUUAA